Messenger RNA from Colletotrichum orchidophilum, 1110 nucleotides. Its product is annotated as NADH:flavin oxidoreductase/NADH oxidase. The transcript has a single exon. Gene Ontology annotation, molecular function: NADPH dehydrogenase activity; FMN binding. Bases 1 to 1110 code for a protein of 369 amino acids. NCBI's taxonomy places the organism in Eukaryota, Fungi, Ascomycota, Sordariomycetes, Glomerellales, Glomerellaceae. The record is from RefSeq and is a predicted model, not a curated record.
AUGUCGUCCAAGCUGUUUCAGCCGCUCAAGGUCGGCCAGUCCCAGUUGUCACACCGCGUGGUGAUGGCGCCCCUCACCCGCUUCCGCUUCGACGCAGACCAUAUCCCGCUCGACAUCGCCCUCGAAUACUACACGCAACGCGCCGCCGUCCCGGGAACCCUCAUCAUCGCAGAGGCCGUGCUCAUCUCACCAGAGCACGGCGGCUUUCCCAAUGCGCCGGGCAUCUGGAACGAGCGACAGAUUGCCGGCUGGAGGGAGAUCACGGAUGCCGUUCACGCAAAGGGGAGCAGCAUCUUCGCCCAGCUCAUCGCACCAGGUCGCGCCGCCGUCGUCCCCGUCUUGGAGAAGGAGGGCGGCCACCCUCUAUUGAGUUCCAGCGCCGUCCCGAUCGGAAUCGAAUCUCCAGUUCCCAAGGAAAUGACGGCCGAGGAGAUCGCGGCUGCUAUCAAGGACUUUGCGCAGGCUGGCAGGAACGCGAUCGCGGCUGGUUUUGACGGCGUCGAAGUCCACGGCGCAAACGGUUAUCUCGUCGACCAGUUCCUUCAAGACACUUGCAAUCAGCGCACAGAUCAGUGGGGUGGAACCGUCGAGAACCGCGCGAGAUUCCCCGUCGAGGUCGCCGCUGCGCUGGUCGAAGCGAUCGGCGGCGAUAAGGUUGGAUUUCGUAUCAGCCCGUACAGCACGUUCCAGGCAAUGAGGAUGCAGGAUCCCGUCCCUCAGUUCUCUCAUCUCGCUCAGAAGUUGAAGGAGCUCAAACUUGCCUACCUGCACAUCAUCGAGUCUCGCGUCAACAACUGGGAGGAUGUUGAAAAGAUGGAGGGUAUCGAGUUUCUCUUGGAGAUUUGGGACAACGUCUCGCCCGUUCUGGUCGCGGGUGGAUUCUCUCCCGAGCUGGCGCAGACAGCUGUCGACGAGGAGUAUGCCAAGUGGGAUGUCGCUGUUGUUUUCGGCCGUCAUUUCCUGGCAAACCCGGAUCUGCCAUUCCGCAUCAAGCAUAGCCUGCCGCUGAAUAAGUAUGAUCGGGAGACAUUCUAUACGCCGUCCAUUCCGCAGGGUUACAUAGACUAUCCCUUCCACCCUGCCUUCAAGCCUGGUAAGCCGUUGGCGUAG